Molecule: messenger RNA, 2636 nt
Organism: Anopheles gambiae (African malaria mosquito)
Lineage: Eukaryota; Metazoa; Arthropoda; Insecta; Diptera; Culicidae
Product: paramyosin
Exons: 1
Coding region: 361-2307 (648 amino acids)
Source: RefSeq, a predicted model, not a curated record
ACGACGAAUAGUGAGAUCUUUGUGAGAUUGCCUUUACUGUAUGGACUUUUUUCAAAGAGAUUUUGCAAUGAUUGUCGUAUCUAUAUGAAUCGAGCGGGAUUCCUUUAGAGCUGUUGGCGAAUCAGUAUUUACGAACAUUAAUCAUGAUUUUGAUGUAAUCAGUAAUAAUUGCAUCAUGAAAUACUUUAGCAACAAUAAUAAUAAUAAAUCUGAUAAGUUUUUCGUUCGUUGUUUUUUCUACAAGUUCUUCUACCCUAAGCUAGUUCAAUAUAAAAGCAAGGCUUAACUGGCUGUUUCCCAGUAUCAAUCUGAUACUCUGAGUGAACUAGUUAUCAACUUAGGUCUUGAGUUUUGUUCGAGAUGAUCGUGUGUACAACUUUGUUAUACGUUGCUGUGCUAUUGAUAUUCCAUGUGGAAACUGAUGCUCAAAACGUUACAGUACCUUCUCGAGAUAUAGUUGAACACCGGACGAAAGAAGUCUGGCUGCAACAACUACUGUUAAAAACUUACAAGAUCAAACAGAAAAAGUCCUAUAUUACCGAGAUCAUUAACCAAAUAUUGCAGCAAAUGAAACGCAAUCAAGAGUCCAUCGACAAGAAAUUUACAUACAAGGAGAGACUAUCGAAGAGAUUACAAAUGACCAUGAGCCUGCUGAGGGAUAUGAUAGGCCAGAAUCUUACCACUCUGGAAAUUCAAUCAAAUCUCGCGAAAAAGAAUGUUGAAUCAAUGAUCGACAAGAAGGAGCAUUCAGAAGGAAUAACAUCAACCAUCAUCCGUAGCAUCAGUCAUCAGAGUGAGACUUUGGCGCAUGACCGUGCCACGCUGCAGAGUUAUUCGUCUACCAUCCUGAAGGAAAGACAGUCUCUUGAUCACCAGCUAUCACACCUGGAGGAGCAGUCAGAAGGGUCAAUAUCAAGUAUCAGCGAAAGCAUCAAUCAUCAGAGUAAAUCUUUGGCUCAUAACAGCGCCACGCUGCAGAGUCGUUCGUCUACCAUCCUGAAGGAAAGACAGUCUCUCGAUCACCAGCUAUCACACCUGGAGGAGCAGUCAGAAAGAUCAACAUCAAGCAUCAGUCAUCAGAGUGAGACUUUGGCGCAUGACCGUGCCACGCUGCAGAGUCAUUCGUCUACCAACCUGAGGGAAAGACAGUCCCUCGAUCACCAGCAAUCACACUUGGAGGAGCAGUCAGAAGGGUCAACAUCAAGUAUCAGUCAUCAGAGUGAGACUUUGGCGCAUGACCGUGCCACGCUGCAGAGUAGUUCGUCUGCCAUCCUGAACGAAAAACAGUCCCUCGAUCACCAUCAAUCACACCUGGAGGAGCAGUCAGAAGGGUCAACAUCAAGUAUCAGCGAAAGCAUCAAUCAUCAGAGUAAAUCUUUGGCUCAUAACAGCGCCACGCUGCAGAGUCGUUCGUCUACCAUCCUGAAGGAAAGACAGUCUCUUGAUCACCAGCUAUCACACCUGGAGGAGCAGUCAGAUAGAUCAACAUCAAGCAUCAGUCAUCAGAAUGAGACUUUGGCGCAUGACCAUGCCACGCUACAGAGUCGUUCGUCUACCAUCCUGAGGGAAAGACAGUCCCUCGAUCACCAGCUAUCACACCUGGAGGAGCAGUCAGAAGGGUCAACAUCAAGUAUCAGCGAAAGCAUCAAUCAUCAGAGUAAAUCUUUGGCUCAUAACAGCGCCACGCUGCAGAGUCGUUCGUCUACCAUCCUGAAGGAAAGACAGUCUCUCGAUCACCAGCUAUCACACUUGGAGGAGCAGUCAGAAAGAUCAACAUCAAGCAUCAGUCAUCAGAGUGAGAUUUUGGCGCAUGACCGUGCCACGGUGCAGAGUUAUUCGUCUACCAUCCUGAAGGAAAGACAGUCCCUCGAUCACCAGCUAUCACACCUGGAGGAGCAGUCAGAAGGGUCUACAUCAAGUAUCAGUCAUCAGAGUGAGACUUUGGCGCAUGACCGUGCCACGCUGCAGAGUCGUUCGUCUACCGUCUUGAAGGAAAAACAGUCUCUCGAUCACCAGCUAUCACACCUGGAGGAGCAGUCAGAAGGGUCAACAUCAAGUAUCAGCGAAAGCAUCAAUCAUCAGAGAAAAUCUUUCGCUCAUAACAGCGCCACGCUGAAGAGUCGUUCGUCUACCAUCCUGAAGGAAAGACAGUCUCUCGAUCACCAGCUAUCACACUUGGAGGAGCAGUCAGAAAGAUCAACAUCAAGCAUCCGCCGACGAGUCAAUCUGCAAAGUGAAACUAUGACUCAGACACAGGAGAGUCAAUCGUCUACCGUAAUGAAGGAACGACCGUCCGUUUAUCAGUAGCUAUCACAGUUGAGAGAACUAUCACAAGAGUCAACAUCAAGCAUCAGUCGAAGUAUUUUCCGAAAGAAUGAAACUAUCGCUCAAAACCUUCCAACGCUACAGAGUCAAUCAGUGUCAACCAGCUGAGUGAAAUUUUGAAUCAAACCCAUACAGAGCUACAGGCACAAAUGCUGCUAUGAUAUGAAGUGAAGGCCGUUGCUAGCGUCACUUUCACGCAUUCACCCAAAACAAUUUCUAUAGGUGUGGUCAUGUAUAUCUUGCUCAAGAAUGAUUAUUAGCAUCCUGAAAAUUGUUUACCAACAAAAGAAAUAAAAGUCGAUUAAAAGAGA